Pogonomyrmex barbatus (red harvester ant) is the source of this 1582-nucleotide messenger RNA. It is a transcript of the gene Vta1, whose product is annotated as vesicle trafficking 1. Gene Ontology annotation, cellular component: multivesicular body. NCBI's taxonomy places the organism in Eukaryota, Metazoa, Arthropoda, Insecta, Hymenoptera, Formicidae. The record is from RefSeq and is a predicted model, not a curated record. Gene Ontology annotation, biological process: late endosome to vacuole transport via multivesicular body sorting pathway.
GGAUCUCUAAUAUCAAUUCGGAAUUUGUCUGUCACUCCAGCCGACCCUUAAUAAAUUACAACUUCAUUGUUGAUAUGAAACAUCACUGCAAGAUAUUCUGAAGGAUUUUGAUCGACAUAGAGAUUAAUUAUUUCGAUAAUAAAAAAAUCAUCUUUUGCAUAUUAAGUAAUCUUGUCGCGGUUAUAAUACGGCCAAUAAUUAUUUUUCGCACGUUAAAAUAUAUAAAUACGAAUAUUCGAGAAGCAGCCCAUCAAGAAAAUAUUAUAUUAUAUUUUGACGUAUAACUUUGAUAUUUCUUAUUCCAAUGGCACUGACAGGACCUGGCUUACCGAAAGUACCUGCUCCUUUAAAAAGCAUACAACAGUAUUUAACUGUUGCGGCAAAACAUGAUCAGCGAGAUUGCGUCGUCAGUUAUUGGUGUCGUCUGUAUGCUCUUCAAACUGGAUUAAAGUUGUCAACAAAAACAUCAGAAGAAACAAAUUUUUUAAUGAAGUUGAUGGAUUGGUUGGAAGCAACAAAGAAAGAAUUAUAUGACAAUGAAGCUAUUACUAAUGAUGUAGCUGCUCAGGCACACUUGGAAAAUUGGGCUUUGAAGCUUUUUUUGUAUGCUGAUAAGAAUGACAGAGCUGCAAACUUCUCUAAGAAUGUAGUACAAAGUUUUUACACUGCUCAGAUACUAUAUGAUGUAUUGACGCUGUUUGGAGAAUUGAGCGUAGAAGCAACACAAAAUCGAAAAUAUGCUCAAUGGAAGGCAGCUUACAUUCACAAUUGUCUAAUAAAAGGAGAAACUCCAAUACCAGGCCCAAUGAAAGAGAAUGAUGAUGAAGAUAGUCCAAUUAAAGCAUCAAACGAUGAUGGAGAAUUUGAGUCAAAUAUAAAUACUGUAUCUGAAAGUCCUAAAGAUGAUAUUUCACAAAGUAUUCCACCUAUUCCUGCAAAUCCACCAACCACAAGAACGCAAUCAUUUGAUUCAGAAGAUAAUUCGUACAAAACAGAAAGUGGUAUUCAAUUAUCAGUUGAGCAAAUUGGUAAGGCUCAAAAGUUUAUUAAAUGGGCAAGUAGUGCAUUGGAUUAUGAUGAUAUAUCUACUUCUGUAAUGAAUCUUCGGAAAGCUCUGCAUCUUUUAACUACUGGUCAGGAACCUGCAUAGAACCUAUGAAGACAAUGAAAAACAUGUUUAAUAACAACUUAUCUGCAAUUAAUUGUAUUAAACUUGUUGCUUAUUUUAUAAUGGCUAGUAAAAAUAUUUUAAUAAUAUUUCAUAAUUUUUAUAAUCUUUAAAUGCAGAUAACAAAAGAACAAAAAAAGCACUUACAAUCAGCUAGUCGGAUCAGUCUUGACUACAGUGCACUUAAUGAAUAUAGAAAUUAUUAUGGAUUAUUUUCAGAUUGCAAUUGUUUAAAAUGAGAAAUAUAUAAUUGUAGUUUUAUUAUAUUUAUUAAAACUAUUUACUUUAGUACUUUUAAUAUUCUCUUUAUAAAAAGCUUUAAUAUCAACAUUGCUUCUAAAUAAUUUUUUAAUGAUAUUGAUGAGACAUAUAUACAAAAAACCGUUGUUAUCUAACUAAUAAACAGCAAAAAAA